UUCUGUUUGUAGAUCUGAAAGAAUUUGACCUUUUGACCGCUACCCUUUGACCUGACUCACAGGAAGUACAUCCAGGUGUGUCUGCAGAACGUGUCAGAUGUGAACUUUCACCUGAUGGACCAGAGGCUAACAGAGAAACAUCACGGAUCUUCUCUGGCACUGCAGUCCCUCAACACUAAAGCACAACAGUUGGUGUGCAGUAAGCAGAGUGUUUACUGCGUAUGGGAUGUGAGGUGGAAGGAAAACAUGCCAGUCUGUCUACAGUGUGUGUUCUCUGCCAGCUUCUCUUCUGCUUCUGAGGAAGUCUCAUCCUUCAAGCCCUACCACUACGAGUUUCAACUGGAGAGAGUGACAACACUGUACAGUGUGAGGGCAGAGAUCAUGCCUGCGGCUGGUCAACAAAACUGUCACUCUGGCUCCCUCUGUGGGCUGGAGAUGUCCAUUACACGACUGGCUGAACCUGAGGAUGAUGAGGAUGAUGAUGGAGGGACAGAGGAGAAAGGCAGACAGAGACAGAGGAGGUCUGCUCCACCAAGCUCAUGUAUGAAGUGGCAGACAGCAGCAGUAGCUGGGUGGUGUAUGGCAGAAGCUCAGGGCUGGUGUCCAUGCCAGCGGAUGCUAAUGCCAACCACAGGGUACAGGUUGAGUUGAUGCCCCCUGUUCGCUGGCCACCUGCCAUUCCCUGACAUCAAGGUGUUUAAGUACCUACCUCCCAG
Oncorhynchus masou masou (cherry salmon) is the source of this 716-nucleotide messenger RNA. Its product is annotated as trafficking protein particle complex subunit 10-like. Lineage: Eukaryota; Metazoa; Chordata; Actinopteri; Salmoniformes; Salmonidae. The coding region runs from base 115 to 651 and encodes 178 amino acids. The transcript has 4 exons. The record is from RefSeq and is a predicted model, not a curated record.